This is a messenger RNA of Pseudomyrmex gracilis, 1211 nucleotides long. It is a transcript of the gene Ubc10, whose product is annotated as ubiquitin-conjugating enzyme E2 L3. The coding region runs from base 169 to 648 and encodes 159 amino acids. Lineage: Eukaryota; Metazoa; Arthropoda; Insecta; Hymenoptera; Formicidae. The record is from RefSeq and is a predicted model, not a curated record. The transcript has 4 exons.
GGUCUCUUCUCUGCUGGGCACGUGUGAGGCUCUGUGGGGAAUUUCGAAGUAGAAACCUAGGAAACUUUUCGGAGUGAAUCCCGACUGAGGUAGACUUGGGGUAAGACGGGUACACGCAUUAGCGGUGGACUUGAAAGUUUGUUGCUUCUAGUAGAAUUUAUUUUCAAAAUGGCUGCUACGCGGAGAUUGCAAAAGGAACUUGGCGACUUGAGGGCGUCGGCAAUGAAAAACUUCACAAAUAUCCAAGUAGACGAGACUAAUAUUCUCACCUGGCAGGGCCUCAUAUUACCGGACAAUCCGCCGUAUAACAAGGGUGCAUUUCGCAUUGAAAUCAAUUUCCCUGCAGAAUAUCCUUUUAAACCUCCAAGAAUAAAUUUUAAAACAAAGAUAUAUCAUCCAAAUGUAGAUGAGAAAGGACAGAUAUGUUUACCAAUUAUAAGCGCUGAAAAUUGGAAACCUGCUACAAAAACAGAUCAAGUGAUCCAAGCUUUGAUAGCAUUAGUAAAUGAUCCAGAGCCUGAGCAUCCACUAAGAGCGGAUUUAGCUGAGGAGUUUCUGAAAGAUAGAAAAAAGUUUUUAAAAAACGCUGAGGAAUUUACGAAAAAGCACGCCGAGAAAAGACGAGAAUCAUCAUCUUCCAACGAAUAACCCCGAGUAACUAGAUUUACUCAUCAUUGCCACCAUGAUGCCUGCCACCCGUCAGCCGAUUCAAACUCAAGCCAAUGUAUACCUGUCUGUUAAUUCCCUUUGGAAUCUCAUACCUACAAGUUGAGAUGACUACUCUGUACAGUAUUGGUUAACACCAGACGAAUAUAAAUGAAUAUACACAAAUUGUAAUGUUUGUAAGAAGUGGUAUGAACUCUUUUCAGAGAACAGUAAAUUAUGAUAACCUGUAUCAUAUUGUAUACAAUUUAUACUCGAAGUCAUUAUGCAGUUAUACUUUGGUUUCUUGUUCAGAGAAUUGUUGCAUUCUCAACGUAAUUGUAGGAAUGUACACGAUGAAAUGUGUGAAAACUGUGGUUCCACAUAAGGAACCAAGUCUGUCAGUUGUAGCAACAUAUACAAUAUAGUAUGUGUUGAAGUGCAUAUAAUUUUCCAAUGUCGUUUAAGAUGUUAAUUUAUAAUUGCAUUUUGAAUUUAUAUAGCUACUGCUUUAUAAUUGUUAUUGAUAGUAAGAUUACAACUAAUAAAAGACGAACGUUUGCUCUCAA